AUGAUUUGUGAGAAUCAGACCAGAGUCACUGAGUUUUUACUUCUGGGAUUCACCAACAACCCUGAAAUGCAAGUUUGCCUCUUUAUUCUGUUUCUGAUCAUCUAUACAGUCACCUUGGUGGGCAACUUCCUCAUUAUCACAGUGACUAGUGUGGACCCUUCUCUUCAAACCCCCAUGUACUUUUUCCUCCGUAACCUAUCACUCUUAGAAGUCUGCUUCACUUUGGUUAUGGUGCCCAAGAUGCUGGUGGACUUGAUAUCUACAAAGAAAAGCAUCUCUUUCAUAGGCUGUGGUAUACAGAUGUAUUUCUUCUUCUUCUUUGGCAGCUCUGAGUGCUUUCUCCUCUCCAUGAUGGCAUAUGACCGCUACGUGGCCAUCUGUAACCCUCUCCGGUACACCCUCAUCAUGAACCAAAGCCUGUGCAACUUAAUGGCAAUAAGCUCUUGGCUGUCUGGUGUCCCUGUCUCUAUGCUACAAACAGCUUGGAUGAUGGCCCUUCCUUUCUGUGGACAAAAUGCUGUGGACCAUUUCUUUUGCGAUGGGCCACCUGUUUUGAAGCUAGUCUCUCAAGACACAACUAUGUAUGAGAUGCAGGCACUGGCCUCUACCCUCCUCUUCAUCAUGUUCCCCUUCUCUCUUAUCUUGGUUUCUUACACCCACAUUAUCACAACCAUCCUGAAAAUGCCCUCUGCCACUGGCCGCCAGAAGGCCUUCUCUACUUGUUCUUCCCAUUUAAUUGUGGUAUCCCUGUUCUACGGGACUGCAAGCCUAACUUAUCUGAGACCAAAGUCUGCCCAAUCCCCUGAGAGUAAGAAGAUGGUGUCACUGUCCUACACAGUCAUCACUCCAAUGUUAAAUCCGAUCAUCUAUAGCCUGAGAAACAAUGACGUGAAAGGAGCUGUCAGGAGGACAUUCUCUCGAGAGGUGCUGCAGAAACUGGAGGUGUUUUGA
Molecule: messenger RNA, 951 nt
Organism: Dromiciops gliroides (monito del monte)
Lineage: Eukaryota; Metazoa; Chordata; Mammalia; Microbiotheria; Microbiotheriidae
Product: olfactory receptor 10A7
Exons: 1
Coding region: 1-951 (316 amino acids)
Biological process (GO): G protein-coupled receptor signaling pathway
Cellular component (GO): membrane
Molecular function (GO): G protein-coupled receptor activity; olfactory receptor activity
Source: RefSeq, a predicted model, not a curated record